Molecule: messenger RNA, 1722 nt
Organism: Chilo suppressalis (striped riceborer)
Lineage: Eukaryota; Metazoa; Arthropoda; Insecta; Lepidoptera; Crambidae
Source: the annotation of a GenBank genome assembly
UAAUUCACAACACAACCUGUUGCAUUUUCGCCGUUUAUUUCUUCAAUGAGGACGAAGUGAAAAGAAAGCGAUGUGCUCCUUUCUAAGUAGAAUAUGUGGUUUAUAUUAGUAAAAAUAUAAAUACAAUCAAAAUGUUUUCAAGAAAUGUCACACGGGUUGUGAAAUACGGUUUAUAUGGUAGUGUAGGAAUAGGUGGAACUGUCGCUGCACUGAAACUCCAAGAAAAUGAAAUUGGUACACACGCAGUUGUUAGAAUUACUAGGACUGCGGUAACUGCAAUUGAAAUUGGCAGAACUUAUCAGGCUAUGCUUUAUAGCAAGGAUUGGGAUAGAACGUCUCCCGAAUAUGAGGAAGCAAAGAGGGCAGCACAUCAAAUUGGUGCAGAAAAAUUACUAGAACUUUGCAGAGCUAAUAAAGGCGUAUACAUUAAAAUUGGGCAACAUGUUGGUGCAAUGGACUACCUCCUGCCCACUGAAUAUGUUACAACCAUGAGAAUAUUACACAAAGAUGCACCUAAAAAUACUGUGGAAGAAUUAUAUAAAGUAAUAAGGGAGGAUUUAAAACAAGAGCCCGAGCAAUUGUUUGCUGAAUUUGAUUCUGAACCUCUUGGAAUAGCGUCUCUUGCUCAGGUUCACAAAGCCACCCUUCACGAUGGUACUGUAGUUGCUGUCAAAGUUCAACAUCACUUUGUGAGGAAAAACAUUAAUUUAGAUCUGAGAUGGAUGGAGUUUGUACUCAAAACAAUGUCUAGAGUAUUUCCUGAUUUCCAAAUGCAAUGGCUCAUUGAUGAAACCAAGAAGAACCUGGAAAAAGAACUGGAUUUCAUACAAGAGGGCCAUAAUGCUGAAAAGGUUGCAUCCUUAUUCAAAAACUAUGAAUGGUUGAAAGUGCCUAAAAUAUUUUGGGAUUAUAGUACUGAGAGAGUUUUAGUUAUGGAAUACAUUACUGGUGGACAGGUUAAUGAUAUAAAAUAUGUUGAAGAACACAAUAUUAACAAAUUUGAUUUAUGUAGUAAGUUGGGUGACCUUUAUGCUCAUAUGAUUUUUGUCACUGGAUUUGUACAUAGUGACCCACAUCCUGGCAAUAUCCUCAUUCAGAAAGAACCAGAUGAUAAAGAAGUGUCCGUUUACUUGUUGGACCAUGGUUUGUAUGCUCAACUGAGUGAUACAUUUAGAUAUCAUUAUUCCAAAUUGUGGCUUUCAAUUAUAAAUAGGGAUCGCAAAAAUAUGAAAUAUUAUGCAUCGAAAUUGGGGAUUCGUGAAGAGCUCCAUAUUAUUUUCUCUUGCAUGGUUACUGGAAGACCAUGGGAAUCUAUUUUGAAGGGCAUAGGUGACACACGGCCAAGUUCUCAUGAGAAAAUUGUAUUUCAAAACGAGCUUCCAAAUUUUCUUCAUUAUGUGACACAAUGCUUGGAAAAUGUGGAUCGGCAAGCUCUGCUUGUGUUGCGUACAAAUGAUUUGAUUCGUAGUAUAGAGUAUGCAUUGGGAAUGCAGGAGAAGAUGUGUGGUUUUACAGUCAUGACCAAAUGCUGUAUGAUUAGUGUUUAUGACUUUGAAUAUAAGAAUUGUAAUUCAGUGGUGAAGAAACAGUUUCUAACGAUCAAAUAUGGCUUCUCAUUAUUGUUGUUUUACUUGUACACAGUAUACAAGAGCCUACUUGACAGAUUUAAUUUAUCAUAACAGUGAUUUUGUGUCGGAAGUUUUGUGUAAAAUCUGAAUGACA